AGGGUGAAGAGGAGAGAAGGUGGGGGGCGAAUAUUUCAGCACCGGAGCUGUUCACGGCUGGCUUGGAGGAGACUGUUCUUUCUGCUUCCGACCGUGUGUGCUCUCUCUGCACGACUCGGGAUAAUAAACCGCUUCGCUCAUUCAUCUCCCCUGCGGGACGAGGGACGGGCGACACAGAGGCACACAUACUUCAUUCGAGUCAAGUCUUGAGAUGCUGAACGGCCGGGAUUGAAACAGGGAAUGAAAAGGAGGACAGGAUGGGAUUCAAAUCAGCGCAUACCAGAGACAAACCAGCUUUGGGAAAGGAAUCGUACAUUCAGAGAAAUGCAUACACACUCCCUCCCCCGCAGUAUUAAAAAAAGCCAGACAUGGGAGUACUUAUGUCAAAGAAACAGCAGGUGGAGAAGGUGCAGAAAUGCAGUGCUGUCGUCUCGGCCUUCCAGGCUGGCAUUAAGGAUCAUGCAGUCAAGCAAGUGGACACAGAAGCGGGGAAAGGGGAAGAAGAUGCCAAAACUUCAGCCAUUGCUAAUGAGAAAAACAUAGAGGAAGUGAAGCCAGAGGAGGCAGACAGUAAUGCAGGUCCCUCAACCUCCCAGCAGGCCUCGGCUCCAGUUAGAGAUGAAUGUAAGGUCAACCAGGAGGCUUGGUCAAGGUUACGGGAUGGGAAAGGAGUCGAGCCUGAAGAACUCGAUAAGAGCCAUCAACUCACACCUCCUGCUUUUGUGCGACCAAAAAGGGAAACUGAUGAUGACCAGCCUCUUGAGGUGGACUUGGAAAACAAAGAGCAGCCACUGAGCGAUGAGAUUUGUGAUGUUUGUGAGGUGUGGACAGCAGAUGACCUCUACCCCUGUAGGAUCUGCACACGGAUGUUUCAUGACGGCUGUCUGAGGGAGCUGGGUUAUCUUCGUGCCGAGGCCUUGCAGGAGAUGAGAGAUACAGCCCACACUGUUACUGGCUGGAGCUGCUACUAUUGUGACAAUGUAAAUCUUCUUCUAACUGAGGAGGAGAUGUACAGUCUAAUGGAGACUUUCAAGCAGUGCAAGAUCAUUCCAGAGUCAUGCCUGGUGUCAGAUGAGCUGCUGCAGUACCGCCACUUUGUAUCCAAGCAGCAGUUUGAUAAGGACUUGAGUGAUGAGCAAGAGGAGGAGGUUUUGGCCCAGUUUGCUUCUCUGGAUCCUGAGAAGAAGGGUCACAUCGAAUGGUCAGACUUUCUCUACUUUGAGUCUCUGGCUGUUUUGAAGAAGUUCAGGACAGAGAACUCACUGGUGCGUCUGUUGACUGCUAAGGAAAGAGACAAGGCAAGAUCCGUUUUUCAAGGACUGGUCAUGGAUAAAGAUGUCAUGAUCACUAGGGCAGAAUGCCGCCAGGCCCAGCAGUCCUGGUUCCACAAGCUCAAAGAUCCUCAGUCCUGCAAUGUGAGACUAAUGGGAUUCUGCUCUCCUAUGAAUUGUGGUAUAAGUCAUGUUGGCCCCAUAUGUGAGAGCAGUCCAGCCAGCUCUGGGAGUGAAAGGACCAAGAUCGACGAAAACAGGCCUUUGACCUGGGCAGACUUUUUAAGGGAGAGUGCCAUCUACAUUUUGGCAGCUCGGCCUAACAGUUCUGCCAUGCACAUCAGGAUGCCUCUAUAAUGCAAGAACCUCCACUGCAGUCCGCAGCGAGAAGAAGAGCAAUGUAGUCCAUGGAUGAACAGUGGGAAAAGAUAAACAUGCUGACAUGAUGUCAUGAAGAAUGAAACUGAGGAAACCAGUUGAAGAACCAACAGGCAGCGAAUGAAGCAAUCAACAGAAACUCUCCUCUCCAGUGUCACUUCAGUACAACACAGGCAACACGAACGUUUGAUACACAGACACCCCAAGGGGCAGCAGCUGUCAUAGCUCCAAACCUUGACAAUUUCCAAAACCUGUAAGAGAUGAGCUGGGAAGGACAGCCACUCUCUUCAUGAUUACCUGGUUUGUGAUAUUUCUGAAACUUUUGGUGUCUUCACAAACAGACAAGAAGCCAGGAUUCUAAAAGUGGCACAAGGCCAAGUAAUGCUACAUAACACACGUUUCCGAAUGAGUUCAUCAGUGUGACAGGCUGUCACUCUAUUCAAGUAUUCAUUACUUUGAGCUUCAUCAAGUGCUAAUCAUAAAUACAUGACAUUGUAUUAGGUUUCAGUUCACCAUCAGAGCCCAUUUUGGAUUAAUGCUAUUCACAUACAAUAAAAGCCAACUGCUAGACGUACCAAUAUAAAUUAUUAUUCAUUAAUCGCUGUAUUUAUUCCUGUAUCUUUGGACGUAUCCUCUGUUUAUCCCUGUUUCAUCCAAUAAUCUGUGUUCUUCUUAAAUUCUAACUGUGAAAAGGAUGUAAACAUUAAUGAAAGCUAAACCUGUAAGUGACAUGUAUGUAAAUGUAUAUAAACUGCCAUAUAGUCCUAUUGCUUUUGUUGUGCUCUUUGAGCUGCACUAUGACAAGGUAAGAACAAUCGCUUGUUUCAUUCUAAUCACAAUAGUUGCACCGUGAGAAUGACAUAAAAUUGAAUCAUUGUCUGACAUAACCACUGUAAUGAAUUACUGAAGUGAGAAAUGACAGAGAAAUUGUUUUGCUUUCCUAAAAGGCACAGCUAUUGUGAAAAAGUGGCCAGGAAAGACAUGAAGGACUUCCCUUUAAACCACUGGGGCAUUGGACAUUGUGUAGUCUUUAUGAAGGUUGUAUGCCUUGUCCUUUUAAUGAGUAAAGCGUAGAAAUACAAUUAAAAUCGUUGGUUAAAGAGAUAUGCAACACUGUUACAAUAAACACUUGGCAUUUACACUUUG
Girardinichthys multiradiatus is the source of this 2795-nucleotide messenger RNA. It is a transcript of the gene phf24, whose product is annotated as PHD finger protein 24. The record is from RefSeq and is a predicted model, not a curated record. The coding region runs from base 369 to 1628 and encodes 419 amino acids. Lineage: Eukaryota; Metazoa; Chordata; Actinopteri; Cyprinodontiformes; Goodeidae. The transcript is spliced from 10 exons.